UUUUGGGGAGUUGCUCUCAUCCAGUCUCGCCGUUUACCCGCAGACGGCAGGAAGCUCCGGCGACGCGAGGGCGAGCUGCGCCUCCGGUGUCCCUCCAACCCGGCGAGGCAGCGGUCUCGGCGUCCACCUCGCGCGCGACGAGGCAAGUGCCGCCUCGGCAGCCAGCAGGCCCGCGGGUCCAGGGAAACGGUUGCUGCACGAGCUUGGCGAGGCAAGCGAUAAGCCUCCUAAACCACAGUCCACCACCACUCGUACAGCCGAUUCCUCUCACCGUGCUGGCACCGAUGGCGACGAACCCGGGCGUCCUCUGCCGCGCUUCACCCCGACCACCGCCUGCGUCAACGGCCGCCGCCCAUUUGCACUCCCUCUCUUCCUCCUCCGCCUCCGAACACAUUCCCCAUUCGACUCAGCGCGGCCGCCUCGCCGCAGCUCCACCACCACCACCCCGUUGUGUAGCUAGUCCUACAAUUGCUAGUGUGAAAGACCAAACUGAGGCCGAAGUUGCAAUGGGGUACACUAUGACUGAAAUCUGCGACAAAUUCAUUGAGUUAUUCAUGUAUAAGAAACCAGAAACAAAGGACUGGAGAAAGUUAUUGGUGUUUAGAGAGGAGUGGCGAAGGUACAGGGAACACUUCUACAAGCGUUGUCAAGUCCGCAUAGAUAUGGACACUGAUCCUUCACUGAAACAAAAGUUGGUUGUACUUGCUAGAAAAGUUAAGAAGAUAGACAAUGAAAUAGAGAAGCACAUGGAACUCUUCAAUGAGCUCAGAGAGAACCCUGCAGAUAUUAAUGCUAUUGUUGCAAGACGACGGAAGGAUUUCACUGGGGAGUUCUUCCGCCAUCUUAAUUUCCUUGUGAAUGCUUAUAAUGGCCUUGAUGAGCGAGAUGGUCAACAUAUUCUAAUGAACAUGGGGUUACUGGUCAGUACCAAAUUCUUGUCGUGUGAAUUGGCAGGAAUAGUCAGGCUUGGAGCCAAAUGCCUAUCUGCAAUUCAUGCAUAUGAUUGUACACUGGAACAGUUGGAUAUCGAAUCUGCUCAGUUGAAGUUUGAUGAUAUACUGAAUUCCUCUUCACUAGAUGGUGCUUGUGACAAGAUCAAAAGCUUAGCCAAGGCUAAAGAACUUGAUUCAUCUCUAAUUCUUCUUAUUAACAGAGCUUGGGCUGCUGCAAAAGAAUCUAAAACUAUGAACGAUAAGGUCAAGGACAUAAUGUAUCAUAUUUAUACAACUACAAAAGAAAGCCUCAAGAGCAUCUCACCUCCUGAGAUGAAGCUUCUGAAGUAUUUGCUGAAUAUUGAAGAGCCUGAGGAGAGAUUUGGUGCUCUUGCAACUGCUUUCUUUCCUGGAGAUGAGCAUGAAGCCAAGGAUGAAGAUGCUCUUUACACAACUCCCAAAGAACUCCACAAAUGGAUCAAAAUGCUGCUCGAUUCAUACCAUCUCAACAAGGAGGAGACGGAUUUUAUGGAUGGGAGAAAGAUGAGCGACCCGGUGAUCAUCCAAAGGUUAACUUUGCUGAAGGAGACGAUCGAGGAAGAAUACAUGAAGCAGUAUAUACAUCCUGAGGAGGAAUCCAUGGACGACAACUAGCACCAGAAGGGUGAACGAGCCUGUCUGUAUGUGUAAGCCGACUUGGAACGAUGCUGACGAUCCAUAAGUAGAUAGCGGAUGCCCUGCUGCUUUUAUUUAUUUACGAGUGAUGGAUUGUAAAUUGUAGCAUGCCAAUGGCAUUAUCAUAAGAAGGGACUUUCUGUUACAAGUGUAAAGCUCGGGAUUGGUUUUGUUCUUAAGUUCGCAAUUUUACCGGUUUUGAAAUA
This is a messenger RNA of Sorghum bicolor (sorghum), 1813 nucleotides long. RefSeq lists its product as uncharacterized. Gene Ontology annotation, cellular component: chloroplast envelope; chloroplast thylakoid membrane. Bases 285 to 1586 code for a protein of 433 amino acids. The record is from RefSeq and is a predicted model, not a curated record. Lineage: Eukaryota; Viridiplantae; Streptophyta; Magnoliopsida; Poales; Poaceae. The transcript is spliced from 7 exons.